Molecule: messenger RNA, 1035 nt
Organism: Saitoella complicata NRRL Y-17804
Lineage: Eukaryota; Fungi; Ascomycota; Saitoellomycetes; Saitoellales; Saitoellaceae
Exons: 2
Coding region: 1-1035 (344 amino acids)
Source: RefSeq, a predicted model, not a curated record
AUGUCAACCUUAACAUCCCUCCAACCCACCGAACCCUCCGACUUCCUCGUCCAACGCCUAACCCUCUUCCCCCCCGCCGCCCGCGCCGACGCCUACAUCCUCUCCCUCCUCUCCCCAAUGACCAAACACCGCGUCCAACUCCUUUCCCUCGGCCGCGGCAAAAACUGGGCGGGUGCAAUCUCCUGGCUCCCACCUGACCAAGCCCUCGACCUAAUCCUUCCGUUCCAGAAUAUUGACGUAUCUCUAGGAGGCCAGGAACGAGCGAUACAAGGAUUGAAGUGGAGGGGUGUGAGGAGGUUUGAUGAGCAAUCGUUGGUGGGGAGCUGUGUUUUGCCUGUGAUGGGGGUAGAGAUGGUAUGGAUGUGGGUUGGGCUUGAGGAGGAUGAGGAUCGGGUUGGUGGGUGGAAGUUGCAUGAUAUUUUGCCCUUGCCAGGGAGAGAGGAGGUUAAGGAGUGGCUUGAGGCUGCGGAGUUUUAUCCUACGGUUGAGGAGGCGGAGAGAAGGUUUAGGGAGGAGAAGGAGGGGAAGGUCGAGGACAAGCAAGCACCGACAGAAGAAAAGACAGCUGAAGAUGAAGAAGAUGACGAUUACUGGGAUCAGUACAACGCGGUUACGGGCGAACCUCUUCAGGAACUUCCUGAACCAAAAGCUAAGACACCGGCGCUGGAGACCGGGACGCCAGCCACUCAAGAUGAGGACACGUAUUACAGACAAUACGAUCAGAUUGAAUCUCAGAUCGGCGAAGGCGGUCAAGGCAUGGAGGGUGUGGAGCAGUCAAAAUCGGCGCCUGCGGCGGAAGAUGACUGGCUGGCUGUACCGACCGUUAACCAUCCGGCUUCAACGCCUACAACGAAUACAAAGGUAUCUGCUCAGGAGCAAGAGCCAGAACAGAAGGAUGCGGUGGAUGGAGGGAAAAUGAAGAGGGUGGUUACGAAUCAUGUGAGGAGCCAGAUCAGGGAUUUAUGCCUACUUGCACUGGGAGCAGGUAUUUCAGAGGAGGAGUUCAAGCAGACUGUUCUAGACAGCCUGCCAUAG